Hydractinia symbiolongicarpus is the source of this 710-nucleotide messenger RNA. Its product is annotated as AP-4 complex subunit sigma-1-like. Gene Ontology annotation, cellular component: intracellular membrane-bounded organelle. Bases 8 to 436 code for a protein of 142 amino acids. The transcript has 5 exons. Lineage: Eukaryota; Metazoa; Cnidaria; Hydrozoa; Anthoathecata; Hydractiniidae. The record is from RefSeq and is a predicted model, not a curated record. Gene Ontology annotation, biological process: vesicle-mediated transport; protein transport.
GAUAAAGAUGUUAAAAUUUAUAUUAAUUGUUAAUAAACAAGGUCAAACAAGGUUUUCAAACUAUUAUGAUAGUUCUGAACAUGAUGAACGAGCUUGGAUGGAAGCAGAAAUUGUACGAAAAUGUUUAAGCAGGAACGAAAGACAGUGCUCUUUCCUUGAAUACCGCAACUUCAAAAUUGUAUUCCGCAAGUAUGCAUCUUUAUUUUUCAUCAUUGGAAUAGAUGAAACUGAGAAUGAACUUGGCAUCUAUGAAUUUAUUCACAACAUGGUAGAAGUGUUUGAUAAAUAUUUUGAAGGGGUGUGUGAAUUGGACAUGAUGUUCAACUUGGAAAAAGUUCACAUUAUAGUUGACGAGAUGAUAUGCAACGGAUUCAUUGUGGAAACAAGCAAAGUUAGGAUUCUCGCUCCAUUGAAAGUGAUGGACAGCAGUAAUUAAAUCUUAUGACACCAAAUGAAGUGAGUUUAGAUUCGUAGAGUUGUGCAGAAGACAUUGAAAGGUGGUUCAAGAGUUAGAAGGCAAAAACAUUUUGACGUUGUGAAGUUGCCUAAUGAUGAAAAACUAAAAAAAAUUCUGUAUUUAGUGUCACAUCCUUAUUGGUCCACACAAAUGUUUGUAAAUGAUUAAAUAAAUUAAUAUGUUUUAUAUAUGAUAAAUGUAAAUGGUAUUUUAAAUAGACACCACAUACCUUAGAAUAUAUAUUAUAUAACGA